AGCGCUUGAAACUAGUCCGUAAAAUAACCCGAAUUAACAUUUUAAAUACGCUUACUGGUUUUAAAAUGUUCGUAAAAUUUUGUUUCGUUUUCUGCCUGUUCUCAGUUUUUCAAACCAUCUGUGCAGCUAGCCCUAUCGGUUAUGUAAACAACAAAACAGUGCAUGCAGCUCUAGAACUGUUCUUCCCAACGGCACCAGACACGUGCCGGGAUGUGGUCAGUUCUUCACCCAGACCAGUGGUCAUCCUGUCAAGUGGACUUGAGGUGAUGUGUGACACACAAACAGACGGGGGAGGAUGGACGGUGAUACAGAGAAGAUUCAACGGACAAACAGAUUUCUAUCGGGGGUGGGAGGAGUACAAGUAUGGGUUCGGAGAUGUGGAUGUCGGAGAAUUUUGGCUGGGCAACGAGAACAUUCACCGUCUGACGUCACAAAGACGAUACGAGCUGAGGGUCGAUUUUAAAUUUAACAACACGGACUACUUCGCUAAAUAUUCAAGGUUUCGCGUGUACGGAGAAUCGGAAGGUUAUAGGUUAAAGGUCAGCGGUUACUCAGGUAACGCUGGGGAUUCUCUGAUAAACGUACACAACAACCAGAAAUUCAGCACGUUCGACAAGGACAACGACAUCCAUACAAACAACUGCGCGGAGCUCUUCCACGGCGCCUGGUGGUACGGAGGAUGUCACAGCUCAAAUCUGAACGGACUGUGGGGAAACACCGAGUACGCCAAGGGACUGACCUGGGUCACAACGACAAAUUACUACGCGAGUGCGACGUCGGCAGAGCUGAAGAUUAGACCGAUUUAGUUAGGAAAAGUGUAGAAGAGCUUAUACAUUAUAUUUGUAGUUUAGCUGAGUUUAUACAACACAUAUGUAAUAAAAUAUUAAUCUAGCAACCUUAUUACAGGAAGCUUUCUUUCAAAAUGCUACAAUCACAAUUUGAUUUUUAUCAACGUAAUCACUCUGUCUAUGUAUGCUUAUUAAUAUUUUAUGUAAAGAAACGCAACGUAAAAAAUA
Physella acuta is the source of this 1016-nucleotide messenger RNA. RefSeq names its product ficolin-1-like. The record is from RefSeq and is a predicted model, not a curated record. NCBI's taxonomy places the organism in Eukaryota, Metazoa, Mollusca, Gastropoda, Physidae.